UCUAGUGCUACAAGUGACCAAACACUCACCUCUGGUGCGACUGGGGACUAACCAAACGGUAAGGAACUUCUCUGUUUAUUAUUGACGCAUAGAGUCCGAAUGUGUCCACUGAUCUGCACCAGCAUAAAAUAUGCAGCUUAUAUGCAGGUGUGCCUGAGAUGCACCAUAAUUCAGAGCUAUCUAUCUGCCAGCGUUUUAACCAUGUGUCUCACAAGGCACGCUGCGCGUCCUGUUAGCAGCCCGCACCCCCAUUUGUUAUUUCACAGACAGCAUAAAAUGCCUGGUUUAUAAACAAAAUGUCACAAUGUGACUAACAAGUGAGCCAAAAUAAGCCAGAUUUCAAGUCAUGCUAAAAAAAAAACAACAACACAUUGCACAAUCUAUGUAUUUUUGAACUUCUGAAAACUGUAAUACUAAAUUGAUAUUCAAUGUUGAGGUUCUCUACAUGGAGCAGUCAACUGGGACAUUCCAUUGGUUUCCAUGGCAAUAACACCACUUUUAGAACUCUCUUCAUAAGGGACAGAGAGGGCCUUGUGUAUUAGCUAUUCCCCUAACGUGAAAUAUUCCAAAUUGCUAUGUUUGUCUGAAUUAGAUCAUUUGCUUUUUUGUUUGUUUUAAUUCACUACAUCGAAUAAUACUAUCCAAGCACAUUAAAUCAAGUUACCAAGAGGUGUUUAAUUUGCAUACACUCAUCAGUAAAAUGACUGAAAUGGACAGCUACUUAUUAUAUGCCUUCAGAUACGCACUCACAUAAUGGGUUUAACUAUUUUAAAGUCUGUUAAUGUUCCUCAUUGGUGAACAUACAUCUCCCUAUGUAACAGUUGCUGAUAUAACAUGUUGUGUUAUCUUGGCCAUUAGACUUGUGUUUAUCAGAUAAGACUUUCUCAAUGAGCCCAAUUUAUGAUUUAUUAUUCCAGAGUGGUGUAUAGUAAAAUAACACCUGUAUAUCUAACGUAUACACAAUGAGAAAAUAUCAUGCUGUAAAUUCAAAAUGACAUGAAAUGUACAGCUUCCUGCUCUCGGUAUCAAUUAGAUGAAGUGGUCUGGGUGCCUUUAAGGACACACAAAAUACAUUUUCUUUCAUUCGGGCCUUUAACUUUUGAAGCUGUGUCCUUAAGGGGUUAACAAGAUUCAGUGAAUACAUGACACUAAAAUAUUGUUGAUAAUUAAAUAUAUAAUUACACAUUAAAUACACUGUUACACAUGUACAUAUGAUGUAUAUAGCUUGAGCACAUUGUUUUUAUUGAGAAACAUGCUGUGCCUUUAAGAAAUUUUUUGGUUAAUUCGGCUGCGUUCACAGGAUCUGAGCGCUUUUUGGAUAUGUUGGGCGCUCAGAUCCAGGCUAUCUGGGAAUAUAGACUUGAGGGGAUACCUCACUGGUAGCUGUAUGUUUAGGGCGUUAUUACUGUAUAUGUCCUGAACCUGAGAGUUAAAGGACCACUCUAGGCACCCAGACCACUUCAGCUUAAUGAAGUGGUCUGGGUGCCAGGUCCAGCUAGGGUUAACCCAUUUUUUCAUAAACAUAGCAGUUUCAGAGAAACUGCUAUGUUUAUGAAUGGGUUAAGCCUUCCCCUAUUUCCUCUAGUGGCUGUCUCAUUGACAGCCACUAGAGGCGCUUGCGUGCUUCUCAAUGUGAUUUUCACAGUGAGAGCACGCCAGCGUCCAUAGGAAAGCAUUAUGAAUACUUUCCUAUGUGACCGGCUGAAUGAGCACGCAGCUCUUGCCGCGCGUGCGCAUUCAGCCGACGGGGAGGAGAGGAGGAGGAUCGGAGGCGGAGAGCUCCCCGCCCAGCGCUGGAAAAAGGUACGUUUUUACCCCUUUCCCCCUUCCAGAGCCGGGUAUGUUUUCCUGGCACUAUAGUGGUCCUUUAAUAUAAUUAUGUUGUGUAUUUUGUCUCAGUCUCAGUCUACUCUCAGGCCCAGUGGGGAAUGCCCCUGGAAUAUGUGUCAGGAAACCCCUUGCACAUAAAAGGCUGUGUGUGCCUCCAUUAAAACCAGUUAUACCACCAGAGCUGAGUGUCGUCAGGUUGCAGGGGAUGAGGUGGGAGAUUCCCAUUUAAUAAUUAAAUGAUCACCUUAUAGAAAUAUGGUCUCAAAGGAUAUUAGAUAUCAACAACAUACCGUACAUAGUCAUUUGUGAUACUUCACUUAUAUUAUGGGAUAUAUUAUAUGUGUGACGUUGUGCCUUCAAGAUUUGAGGCAUUGUUAAUUGUUUUUUGAGUGUAUUACGGGUUAAUCAAUCUGAGAUUCUGAUUUCAACACAUUUGGAAAUGUUAAUGAAAACACACCCAUGUUAAACGAUUGUUAAAUAUAGCACGUGUUGGGGGGCGGGGCCGGACCGCCUGGCUGAACGGAUGCAAAAUGGAGUAGCUCCUGAAAGAAUCUCCAGUUCUAGCCUUAAAAUGACGGCUUCAAGCUUACCCGACAACUGGCUACUGAACCCUGGCAUGAGAGCCCACCCUGGUCCCGAGGAGAGGCUUGCUGAGAAGUUUUAGUCCCUCGGAGGGGCGAUCCCUGUCGCACGAUGAGGACCGCUCGGGCGGUGAGCGAGGUAGACGGCCGCUGCCCAGCUAUCCUGCCCACCAGCGGGGCUAGGAGGGUCCGGUCCCAUGUCCCCCCCCCUCUGGGCCGGCGGGGGUGAUCCCGGCCCCCACCCCGUGACCCAUCGGAACACCACAAAGCCGGCAAUCGGAGCGGAGGCAGAGAAGGCCCAGCGCACCAGCCGUCCUUAAAAUGGCAGAAACCACAUGGCAGGUGACCCCAAUCACAGACAGGCGCACUCACCUCUCCUACAGCCACACAAACAGACCGCUGAGCGGGAACCAGCGGAGAGGGAAAUAAGACCUCAGGAGCCGAGUUAAUGAGGAACUGUCACGGUACAAUGGCCUCCCUGCCACACUAAUCUGCCCACCGUGAGGGGGCCGCAACAUACGGACUGACCACUCCUAGCAGAUUUAAUUCCUGUUUCCAGUCCAGAAUAAGCACCAGACCGAUCUGCCCACAAAGGGACCAUAAGCAGUACAGCAGCCACAGAGCUUCCCUUACCAAGAACAACAUCCUCGCUGCAGAAAGGCCGGUCCCCUGACGGGCGAAGACAGACCCUCGCCUGGCUGACAUGGGACUCACUUGGGGUGGAUAUUCUAUUGUCCAAGGCUGCUUUGGUGUUUACUGGAGCCACUCAAGUUCUAGUCCAAGUCUAGCAUAACUUGUAACCACUCUCUCAUAGAUCAGGCAGCCAAGAAAGAUGUAUGCUCAUUAAUCUUCACCUAACCUACGUUAACUAUGAUUUCCUUUUGUUAUUCACUGUUUAUAUCGAGCUCACUAACUCAACUAAUGUAACUAAACAAAAUGAACAUGCUAUGUAUAUGCCUCCAUAAUUUAUCCCAGCGGUUACCUAAUUAGCAAGAAGCACUAAAAAUGUGACCGUGUAUCUCUUAACACAUAUUUUGCAGACUAGCACACUAGCGCUCAGACAACUCACUCUCUACACGCAUAUCACACAACCAGCGAACAUAGCUCACGAGAGUAACAUCUGCUAUCAGCUACUGCUACACACAUCACCACGUGAAUUGCUAACCUUCACAAUGUUAAUAUGCUAUUAUUUCAUUCUCUAUCAUCACACAUUGUGCUAUACAUGUUCACCCUAAUCAAGGAGUAGAACAGACAGCAAUGUUGAUAGCUAGCAUAUACCACUAAGUGCAAUCUGCCUUGCCAUGUUAUAACCACGUACUCCACAGUGACAUGUCAUAUUUGUUCAUCCUGAUUACUUACUUAAAAAUGUGCAAUGCUUUUAAUGCCAUAAUGAUAUUUUCUUAUGUAUACAGUCCAGUUUGCUCCAGCUGUUGUGGCACAGCAAACGUGCUUGUUAUCCAUAUGCACAAACAAAAUAAAGAAUUUAAAAAAAAAUAUAGCACGUGUUUAUACCCACCUGCAUAUUGCUGUGUUGUACACGUGAAUUUAUGGUUGAGAGAAACACUACACAAGUCGAAACAUUGACUUUGGGGGAAUGGGAAGGGGAGGGGGAGGUGGGGGGUGAGCUCAAUAAACCAAAAUCCGAGUCACAAGGUUUAUUAACUAAACAGAAAGGUGGAAUUCAAAACUGACUUGUAAAAUAUAAGUGAAGAUAGCCGAUUUCAAUUCACUACAAUUCACCGUUUAGUAAAAAGUAAAGUUUCAAAACUCCUUCAUGUAACAACAGAUCAUUUAGCAGCUGAACAGGUUCAGUGGCCACAAUAGUCUAAUGGGGCUGAUAACGCUGCCUGGAUGCCGGCUACUGGAGCGCGCAGGUAGCUGGUGAUAUCAGACAAUGAACAUCGAGGACCAGGUAGAUAUGAAUAGGCAUCUUAUAUGAGUUAAUUUAGAAAAUACUGCCAUCUACUGGACAGGUUUCAUUAGAAGAUAUAGCUGUAACCCAUCAAAAACUAGUCACUGGGGAAGAGUCACUUUUUGGAAUUAGGUUUACUCUUAUGUAGAAAUCAAGAAAUAGAUUUAAAAGUAGCACAGUUUGCUCAGUGAACUGCAGUAAAGUAAAAACUGAAUGGCAAAGUUCAGGCUAAUAUAGACACUCUGUAGCUAUAGCCGGUGCAAGGAUUUUUGGCUACACAGGCUGAGAUGCACUUGGGAGAGGGGGGCAGGGGCUGCAGAAGGGGUGACAAGUGCUGUGGUGGGGACUUAAAAAAACAUUUAGAUAUCAUUUAAAAAAAAAUAAUCUAAUGUGUAUCCCCCCUCCGUGAGGCUUUUACCUUGGGCCAGGGAGAGGGAAUCCUUAUCCAUGGUGGUCUGGUGGGCCAGGGAGAGGGAAGCCUUAUCCAUGGUGGUCCGGUGGGCCACGGAGAGGGAAGUCUUAUCCAUGGUGGUCCGGUGGGCCAGGGAGAGGGAAGCCUUAUCCGGUGGGCCAGGAAGAUGGAAGCCUUAUCCAUGGUGGUCCGGUGGGCCAGGGAGAGGAAAGUCUUAUCCGGUGGGCCAGGAAGAGGGAAGCCUUAUCCAUGGUGGUCUGGUGGGCCAGGGAGAGGGAAGCCUUAUCCGGUGGGCCAGGAAGAGGGAAGCCUUAUCCAUGAUUGUCCGGUGGGCCAGGGAGAGGGAAGCAUUAUCCGGUGGGCCAGGAAGAAGGAAGCCUUAUCCAUGGUGGUUCGGUGGGCCAGGGAGAGGGAAGCCUUAUCCAUGGUGGUCCGGUGGGCCAGGGAGAGGGAAGCCUUAUCCAUGGUGGUCCGGUGGGCCAGGGAGAGGGAAGCCUUAUCCAGUGGGCUAGGAAGAGGGAAGCCUUAUCCAUGGUGGUCCGGUGGGCCAGAGAGAGGGAAGCCUUAUUCAUGGCGGUCCGGUGGGCCAGGUAGUGGGAAGACUUAUCCAUGGUGGUCCGGUGGGCCAGGGAGAGGGAAGCCUUAUCCGGUGGGCCAGGAAGAGGGAAGCCUUAUCCAUGGUGGUCAGGUGGGCCAGGGAGAGGGAAGCCUUAUCCAUGGUGGUCCGGUGGGCCAGGGAGAGGGUAGCCUUAUCCCGUGGGCCAGGAAGAGAGAAGCCUUAUCCAUGGUGGUCCGGUGGGCCAGGAAGAGGGAAGCCUUAUCCAUGGUGGUCCAGCGGGCCAGGGAGAGGGAAGCCUUAUCCAUGGAAGUCCGGUGGUCCAGGGAGAGGGAAGCCUUAUCCAUGGUGGUCCGGUGGGCCAGGAGCCUGCGGCCAGCACACAGAAUCCAGUAAUGUCAGCCAGGAAGAGGGCGUGACUUUCUUUGCUCUUAUCCCAGACUCCCCAGCGGACCUAAAGAGUCUGUGAAGAGCAGUGGGAGUCACACCCUCCUUCUGACAUCAUCAGAAGAGCCUGGCCAACUUCAAUAGCAAUCUGCUGAGUGCUGGCUGCAGGGAGAGUCAGAUGAGUUGAAAGAUUUGCGUCCCUAGCCAAAGGCAGGGGUUCUGCUUUUUGUGUCACCUGAUCUGGCGGCCGUCUGUGCCACAUUAUGGACGCGCCGGCCCUGGCUAUAGCGAUUUCUUCUGAUUCAGCUCUUUCUGACUAUAUAUCGAUUCAUCUUUCAGUUCACUAUCAUGGCUCUUUAGGGAAGAAACCCUUGGUGAUACCGCUGGUCAUUUGGUGGAAACGCUAUCUGUCAUUGCUGGCUCACUUUAACAGACAACAACUCCCAUUGAAUUAAAUACAGGAUUGAUCACAAUGUGUUUGAAUUGGGAGCUGAUAUCUUGUUACUUACCUGCAGCUCUUUCCUCCAGUGACAUGCUGUGUUCAGUGCGCCCCAUAAUUGAAGAUUAUGCUAGCGGUAGUGUACUUAUAAUCUUAAUUUUAAUAAUGACAGGAGGUGAGUAUUUUGCAUUAAACUCUCUUUACUAACUCCACUUAGCAGUAAAGAAAAGUGAAAACAUUAACCAAUCAAAAAUGCAGUAGGAGGUAUAGUAUUCACAGUGAUGAGGCUCCUCCCCCUCUUUCGAAAGCGACAUCAAAUACAAAUUUCCAAAGGGUCCAAAGUCUUGUAACAUGCACUAACGGGUGACUUUCCAAAACACGAAGUUCUAGUGGCUGAAGGACGGUCCAAACAUGUCCAUCCUGAGCGUGAGCUGUAAUGUCUCGAAGUUACGCUGAAAAAGAACGUGGAAAAGGUUAGGUACUGAUCUGACAACUGUUUGCAGUAAUGUAAUAGACCCAACACAAUUUCCACCGAAAUGUCGUAAAACUAAUAUCAGUAUUGACAAUAAACGAUAACAAUGUCAUAAAUAAACAAGGUACAAACAUGAUCUCAUACAGGGUGAGUAGGAAGAUAGUGGAAGGAAGGAAUAUCCAGAGCAUGGGUAUACUUACGUGAAUCCUUAUCCCUCGAGGGUGUGGAGGGUGGGAAAAUACUCGCCUCCUGUCAUUAUUAAAAUUAAGAUUAUAAGUACACUAACGCUAGCAUAAUCUUCAAUUUUACCACAUGACAGGAGGCUUCAUAUUUUGCUUUUAUUUUGCUGAUGAAGGAGAGACGUGGCUGCCCCCUAGUUCGGGCGGAAGUAGAAGGUCCGAAAGGUCGAUUCUCGUGACCAAUCUGCGGCCCGUAGGAUGUCUGCCAGCGACGCGCCCGCGGCGAAAGCCGAUGAAGCUGCCGCUGCGUGGACGGAGUGAGCUCCAAAGGUCUCUUCCACACCUGCCAGAGAGAGGAUCCAUCUUACCCAUCUGGCGAGGGUGGUAGUAGAGACGGGUACAUGGGGUCUAACGUAGGACACCAAGAGUUGGCCACAAGAAGAGACCCGCAGUAAGGAUGUGACCUCCACGUACCGACGCAGAGUACACACCAUGCAAACAAGCAGUUCUGUAGGGAAAAAGGGGUAGAAGACCGACAAGGAGUCGGAUUUCGUACGACGUGAAACUUGGAAGGUAACUCCCUCUGGGGAGACCGAAAAAGCGUUGAUGUCGAAUGCCCGUAUGUCCGAUACUCGGCAGAACGAGAUCAAGCAAAGCAGGAGCCUCAGUUUGGCCGAUAGCUGUCGGAGUGAGAAUCUGUUGUUUUCUGGCCAGUCCCUCAGGAACUGUAGGACGACUUCAACGUCCCAUAACCGGGAGUAUUUAGGUCUCGGAGGCCUCUGUAGUCUGAUGCCCCUUAGGAGACGGCAUACCAAUGGGUCUUUCCCGACGGGUAUCCCCUGAGCCGGCACGUGGGCCGCCGAAAUCGCGGAGCGCACGACGUUGAGGGAUCGGUAAGACCGGCCCGUGGAAAAGAGAUAGGAGAGAAAAUUCAAGAUGGUUGUUAUAGGUGUAGUAAAGGGAUCGAGGUUCCGCUCACUGCACCAAGCGGACCAGGAAUUCCAUGCUGAUAGGUAACAUCGUCUGGUUCCUGGUGCCCACGAAUCCCAUAUGAGGUCUCGAGAUGUUUGCAAUAGAUCUCUGGUUUGCCAGGCGCCCCUGAAAGAGUCCAAGCCACUAGCGUGAGGCGGUCUUCCAGGAUGAGAGGGUGAGGGUUCCCUCUUGGGUCUGUGAGUAGCGUCAGGUAGGACAGUAUGAGGAGAGGAUCCCUGUAGGAUGAUGCUAGAAGAUCCGGGAACCAUGGUUGGCCCUGCCAUAGGGGUGUGAUGAGGAGCAGAGAUCCGCGUUGAGUCUUCAAGUACUGUAUCGUCCUCGCUACCAUGGUGAAUGGGGGAAAGGCGUACACACCCAAGGGCGGCCAUGGUUGGAGAAACGCAUCUACUGCUUUGCUCUCCGGGUCUGGUAGCCAGCUGAAGUACUCGUCUGUCUGCCUGUUGUUGCGUGAUGCGAAGAGAUCCAGGUGGAGGGGACCCUUCCUGGCCGAGAGGCGGUGGAAGAUCAUUGGGUCCAGUCUCCAGUCGCUGCUGUCCCGCUAGUGGCGUGAGAACCAGUCUGCUGUCAGGUUCGUUUCUCCCAGGAGAUAUUCUGCUAUGAGGGAGAUUUUCCGGGGUAGGCAAAAUUUUCCUUCGUAAUCUCUGAGAGGAGUCUGGAUCGGGCCCUUCCCAGUUGAUUGAUGUAGCGGACCGCUGAGAUGUUGUCCAUCCGGAGGAGGAUGCAGCAAUCCGUCCGGUCCCUCGCUAGGCUGCGGAUCGCGAACGACCCCGCUAGGAGUUCUAGGCAGUUUAUGUGAAGGUUGAUUUCUUGGGAAGUCCAAGUGCCUCCUGUCGAUCUGCCCUCGCCUGUGGCGCCCCAGCCCCAGAGGCUGGCGUCCGAUUCCAGGACUAUGUCGGGCGUGUUCCCGAAGAUGGCUCGGCCAUUCCAAGCUUCCAUGCUGUCCAACCACCAUCCGAGUUCUUCCCUGACUUCCUCCGUUACCGGAAUGGUUUGGUCGUAGGAAGGGUUCUGGCGGAGAAAGGAGGCCUUCAGGCGUUGCAUCGCCCUGUAGUGGAGUGGACCUGGGAAGAUUGCCUGGAUAGAUGCGGACAGCAAGCCCACGAUCCGAGCCAGGUUGCGGAGUGGAAUGGUGCGGCAGCGGAUGACUCUGCGUAAUUCCUUUUUGAUAGCUGUGAUCUUUGAGGUCGGAAGCCGUAAGGUGCUGGUCUUGGAGUCUAUCUCGAAGCCCAGGAAUUGUACCCUCUGGGCUGGGGAUAUUUCCGACUUUUGGUAGUUCACCACGAAGCCUAGGGACGUCAGGAACUGUGUGGUAUAUCGUGUGUGUUGCGUUAGACUGUACCUGUCUGAGGAAAACAGUAGCAGGUCGUCCAGGUAGGUAAUGCACCGAAUUCCUUGAGUUUGUAGUCGUGACACUACUGGCUUCAGCAAUUUGGUGAAGCACCACGGUGCUGAGCUGAGGCCGAAGGGGAGGCAUGUGAACUACCAGGGUUGGUUUUGCCAUAGGAAUCUGAGGAAUUGGCGGCAAGAUGUAUGGACGGGAACCGACAGGUAAGCGUCCUUGAGGUCCAGCCUCGUGAACCAGUCCCCUUCUUGGAGGAGAUCUCUCAGAAGGUGAAUGCCUUCCAUCUUGAAGUGCCUGUACAUUACAAAAGCGUUGAGCCUCCUCAGGUUUAUAACCGGACGGAAUUCUCCGGAUUUCUUUUUUACUAGGAAAAUGUUGCUGAAGAAACCCUUUCUGUCGUGAGCAGGUUCUAUCGCUCCUUUCGCCUUGAGCUCCUGUAGUUCGCCGUCGAUUAGGCGCGGUCCUCCUCGGAGCACUGAAUGGGGUGCGGAGGGGCGGUCUGGUAUGGUAAUACAGUAGUUUGGUGAAGCACCACGGUGCUGAGCUGAGGCCGAAGGGGAGGCAUGUGAACUGCCAGGGUUGGUUUUGCCAUAGGAAUCUGAGGAAUUGGCAGCAAGAUGUAUGGACGGGAACCGACAGGUAAGCGUCCUUGAGGUCCAGCCUCGUGAACCAGUCCCCGUCUUGGAGGAGAUCUCUCAGAAGGUGAAUGCCUUCCAUCUUGAAGUGCCUGUACAUUACAAAAGCGUUGAGCCUCCUCAGGUUUAUAACCGGACGGAAUUCUCCGGAUUUAUUUUUUUACUAGGAAAAUGUUGCUGAAGAAACCCUUUCUGUCGUGAGCAGGUUCUAUCGCUCCUUUCGCCUUGAGCUCCUGUAGUUCGCCAUCGAUUAGGCGCGGUCCUCCUCGGAGCACUGAAUGGGGUGCGGAGGGGCGGUCUGGUACGAAAUCGAUGACGUAGCCCUGAACCGUCUGGAGGAUCCAUGCGUCCGUGGAGAUGGCUGUCCAGUUCUGAAAAGACAGAGCGAUACGACCUGCAGUAUAUGGGGUAAGUGGAACUUGAGACACUAUAUUGCUUACCUGUGGGGAAGCGUGCUCUGCCAUGGUUACGAGGUCCUCUGCCUCGGUCUGCUCCUCGGGUAUAGGAGAAGGGCUGCCUGAAGCCCACUUCCGGGUAGAAAGGUUGUGGUCUGUGUGACCGGGGGCCAGAGGGCCAAAAUCAGCUGGCUGCUCGGCCCCUGUGGCGGCCAGCCCGUCCAAAAACACCCGGACUGGGGUAGCCCCUAAAGACUCAUUUCAUGGAAGUCUGAGCCUUAUUGAGGGACGUAAAGAUGUUAACGUGUUUGUUCAAUUCUUUUAGGAAGGCUUCCCCGAACAAUUUGCCCUGUGCCAGCGGUCCUAACUCCUUGGUGCCCAAUUCCACCAGCUUUCCGUCAAUACGGAGCAAUGCUGCCUUGCGCCUCUCAGAGGAGAGGGCUACGUUGGUGUUACCAACGAAACAGAAGCACCUUUGUGCCCAUUCUCUGAUGUCAUGCGCCCACUCUUUAACCAUGCUGGUGUCAAAUUGAUCAGCCCUUGUGAAUGCAUCAUCCGCCAGAUACAAGAUGCGGGAAAGUGGGGCCAUGGAGUCCAGCAGUUUGUCCUGGACCCCGUGGAAUCCUUUUUCCACAGCCCGCCGAGGGUCGCGGCCACCUCGAGACAUAAAAGGUGGUCAUGACCUGGUCGAACUCCGGAGUUUGAGUUACAUGGUCGGGGAGCGAAGGACGUGGGCAUUCGGAGCGUAGGCGAGUGCGCACUGUUUUGUCUAGUGGUUUGCGAAGCCAGCGGUGCAUGAACCUGGAGAGGUGGUCAGGGGGGUCCAGUCCCCAGAGCGUGGGUGGCGGAUGUUACGAGGGUCGAAGAGACGUUGUCCUGUGGGGUCUAGGAUGGUAUCCCCUUCUUGAGUAGGUGCGAGGUCGUCUGGCAGCUGGAUGUCAUCCAGGAAGGUGCCUCGUAAGAAGCCAGUACGGGAGCCGGAAUCUGUGUCCCAAUCGUCAUCCUGCGAAUCAGAGUCCGUGGCUUGCCACUCGUCCAACACGGCCAUACAGCGCGUGUGUUCUUCCCCCUCAUCCGAGGAGUAGUGGGCGGGGGUAGGUGGGGCUGGUUUGUGGCGUUUAGAUGGUGCCUUACCCUUGCCCGGGGUAUCGCUAGCUUUCUCACCUUUCCAGUGACGUUUGGUAGGGCGUGAGGCCUCAUAAUCCUCGUCCUGUAGUUGGGCCUGCGUGGCUUUCUUGGUUUUGUCGGUUGAUGUUGACAUAACCCUGGAAAGCGCUUUCUCCAAAGAGGCGGAGAUGGCCUCUGCAAUCAUUGUCUGGAAGUCUGCAGGGGUUUGGGAUGCUUCCAUGGUGACUUGGGGUGCUGGCACAGGGUAGUUGGGCUAGGGGUCAGGUAGUUGUGCGGGAAGGCAAAACUGAAUGGUGGUACCAGUGGCACCUGUAGAAACCACAGCAGGGUGUGAGUAUGGGCACUCACUAAUAACACCCCAGCAGAGUGUAUGGCAAUAUAGGUACAAAUGGUACCAGAGACCCCAGCAGGGUAAAUUGGGUUUUUAGCUGGGCCUCACCCAGAAAUGUAUAUGGAAAUGAAGGUGGCACAAAAUCCACAUGGUCUGGUAAUAAAAGGGGUUCCCCUUAUCAUAUACACAUAUAUAGCUGGCACAAAAUCCACCUGAUGGCAGCAGUGAAAAGGGCCUCACCCAGUUAUAAUUAUUAGGUGGCACAAAAUCCACCUGGUGUAUAAAAGUAGUGGUCUUACCACUGAGCAGGGCCAGCAGCCUCUGUAUCCGUUUAGGGAACUAACCUGUGACCCCUGCCAGAGCCUGCCUUCCUCUAUGGUAGUGUACAGCAAGGUAAUCUGCAUGCAGUGAGAGAGCAGCUUGAAAAUCAAUAGAUUUAGCUUGAUACACCCCAGCUGGCUGGGAUGUGUAUAAAAGUCAGGAGACCGGUUUGCGGUCAGGAGCCGGCACUACACAGACCGCGGGUCUCCCAAAAUGGCGGCCGAGAAUCUCGCGAGACGCGAGAUCCAAGAUGGCCGCCAGGAAGCGGGUUUCCCGGCGAGACAGAAUGCGGCUGGGAAGCCGCAGCGGGGUAGAGUGAGCAGGGUGAGCGUUACCCUGAGGGGUAUGAUGCUGGGAGGCCAGCGGCAAGGUAGAAAUAAAGGAGGGAGUAGGCGGAAGGGUCCCUGAGUGCAGGGAAGGGGAGAAAGGGAAGAAUCCUAGAGGGGAGCUCCCAGAUGAGAAUAAAAUAGAUAUAAAAUGGAUAUAAAAGUAGGAACCCCCAGAGGACAGGAAGGAGAAACCCCCCCCCAAAGGAUAAAAGAAGGAACCAAUAUAUAUAAUAAAGUAAAGUAACAUAUAAUAGAGAAUAUACAGUAUAUAAAGGGAAGAGCCUGAAACUCUGACCUGUCUGCUGAUGGAGCAGUAAAGAAAGAGGGCGAGGAGCCUCAUCACUGUGAAUACUAUGCUGCCUAUUGCAUUUUUGAUUGGUUAAUGUUUACACUUUUCUUUACUGCUAUGUGGAGUUAGUAAAGAGAGUUUAAUGCAAAAUAUGAAGCCUCCUGUCAUGUGGUAAAAUUCCCCAGUGAAGGUGAGGAACGCAUCCUGGGUGAGUAAUAAGGAGAAGGUGGACCCCCCCAGGGGAGGGUACUCUGGCUCCCACUGUCAGUCAGAUCAUGGCAUUCUGUACCCUCUGUACCACUGGCACACACAGCUGGUCACUUAACCAUAUUCUAUGCAUGGUCAGCUAGGCAACUUACACAUUUGUUCUUUUAGGGGAGAAUUUAAUUAGGUAAUAUUUCACUUGGACUAAAAAAUCACAGCAUACAGAUACUAGCCUGACCACUAGAAAGCUAUUCCAUGUAUCUACUACCCUUUCUAUAUCACUGCUAGCCUUUACUGCUUCCACUGGGAGACUAUUCCAGGUAUCUACUACAUUUUUUAUAUCACUGUUAGCCUUUACUGCUUCCACUGGGAGACUAUUCCAGGUAUCUACUACAUUUUCUAUAUCACUGUUACAGCUCCCACUGGAAGGCUAUUCAAGGUAUCUACUACCCUUUCCAUAUCACUGUUACUGCUUCCACUGAAAGGCUAUUCCAGGUAUCUACUACAUUUUCUAUAUCACUGCUAGCCUUUACUGCUUCCACUGGGAGACUAUUCCAGGUAUCUACUACAUUUUCUAUAUCACUGUUAGCCUUUACUGCUUCCACUGGGAGACUAUUCCAGGUAUCUACUACAUUUUCUAUAUCACUGUUACAGCUCCCACUGGAAGGCUAUUCAAGGUAUCUACUACCCUUUCCAUAUCACUGUUACUGCUUCCACUGAAAGGCUAUUCCAGGUAUCUACUACACUUUCUAUAUCACUGUUAGCCUUUACUGCUCCCACUGGAAGGCUAUUCCAGGUAUCAACUACACUUUCUAUAUCACUGUUAGCCUUUACUGCUUCCACUGGGAGACUAUUCCAAGUAUCUACUACCCUUUCUGUCACUGUUAGCCUUUACUGCUCCCACUGAAAGGCUAUUCCAGGUAUCUACUACCCUUUCCAUAUCACUGUUACUACUCCCACUGGAAGACUAUUCCAGGUAUCUACUACCCUUUCUAUAUCACUGUUACUACUCCCACUGGAAGGCUUUUCCAGGUAUCUACUACCCUUUCUGUAUCACUGUUAGCCUUUACUGUUAACCACUGAAAGGCUAUAUACUACCCUUUCUAUAUCACUAUUAGCCUUUACUGCUCCCACUGGAAGGCCUUUCCAGGUAUCUACUACCCUUUCUAUAUCAUUGUUACUGCUCCCACUGGAAGGCUAUUCCAGGUAUCUACUACCUUUUCUAUAUCACUGUUACUGCUCCCACUGGAAGGCUAUUCCAGGUACCUAUUACCCUUCCUAUAUCACUGUUACUGCUCCCACUGGAAGGCUAUUAAAUGUAUCUAUUUAAUAUCUUAUUGCAGGGUUUAUUUCCUGUGAACAUUUCUUAGUAUUCCAUUCAGUACCUCAUUUAUACCACAAGAUGGAGACCUGGUACUCAUGGCACAAUAGAGUCUGACUCUGGAGUAGGAAAACCAACCUUUUAUAGGUGAAAAUCAAUUCAGGCUGAGAGGCUCACACUUGCUGUACCCAGUGGUGUAUUUAGGAUUUGUGCUGCCCUAGGCAGGACAGUGUUCGGGUACCCCCCCACCCCCACUAAUUUAAAUUUUCCCCACCCCUUCCUGUCAAGGCCGCACUUUGACUAACAGACGCUCACUCACUGACAGACACACACUCACUGACAGGCGCAUACACUUAUUGACAGACGCAUACACUCAUUGACAAACACACACCAUCAUAUACACUGACAAACAAUGACAUACGCACACAAUAUUACUUGGACACACACUGACAGACGCACGCACUCACAGACUGACACAUACACACUCACUGACCGACACACACACACAUUCACUCACAUAGAUACACAUACACAUUUAUCCCAACACUCACAAAUUCACUCACAAAUGUUAUUUUAAAUCCAUCCAGCCUCCUUAGGAAAGCUAGAGUGGAUUACUUACCUGUCCAGUGUGGCUGCUGGUCGGGCAGGCAGGGGGCGGACAGGCAGAGUAGGUGGCGAGGGAGCUUUAAUCUUCCUGCUCAGCUCCCUCGCGCGCCGCUUAGUGAUGCCGAGAGUGACAUCAUAUUCAAGCUCCCGGCUUCAUUAAGCGGCGCGGAGGGAGCUGAGCAGGAAGAGCUCAGGUGAAUAUGCUCUCUCGCUGCCCACCGCCCGCCUUGGUGGGGCUCAAAAGUGGCCAGCCGGCCAGCUCUUGAGGCCCCCCAGGACACGAGGCAAGCAAGGGAUCUGCCUGGGCGUUUGGGGGCAGCUUUUUUUGCCGCAGCACGAAUAGGAUCGGAGUUAUAUUCAUAUGAAUGAGAUUCCGAUACAAACAAAGUCCCAAAUUAUGUCCUAACAUGAAUGAACAAACUGUUCUUCAGUAGUUUCGCCAGCGUUCUGUCUAAGUGACAGGACGUUCGGGAAUACUGACAGGAAGUAUUGCAAGAUCACCGAUCAAAUGUGAGAAUUGUGGGGAAAUUGCUUUAAUCACCAGAAACUAAGCACACUUUGCUCCUCCGCUGGUCAAAGCUGGUCAAGCGUAGGAAACCUUCAUAAGACAAAGUAGUCUCUACUUUGUCUUAUGUUUUAAAGAAAAUUAGAGCAGACAGGAAGAAAUGAAGAACAGAUCCUGACAGAGGGAGAGAAGAGGAAUUGAUUGGGGAAAGGUAAGUUCGGCAUGACAGUGCCGCUUUAAUAAAAUUGCACCAUUACAACCAGGUUCAUCCUUGUCACACAUUAUUAACAGAUUCUACACUACCUGUCGGCUUUCCUGUAUGGGAGUGUUCCCUUCAUUUAAAUAAAGAGACAGAAUUACUAUUAUUGAAUAAGGAACCACAGGAAUAAUUCAGAUAUACUUACAUUUCAAAAUCACGCACAUAUACCUAAAAUGAAUACAAUAUUGUGACAAAUGUAAAAAUUACAGUGUCACCUAAUUACUAAAACUCGUCAAAGAGAUCACUAAAACAUUGUGAGCACGGACCAGAGUUUUCUCCACCCACAGCGUUUAGAGUGAUCUGAACGAUAAACAGUAUCACAAGUUUUUGUAAGAUUUUGUAAUUCUUCCAGUAUAUUCUAUGUACACAAGCGAAUACUGUCCGCCAAAAAGAGUUAUUCUAUAAUUCUGCCUAAUGACAAGUAAUAGAUGCCGGCACACAACAACAUUCAGAAAAUUAACCCAAAGCACACAAGAGUAAACUGCACAUAAAAAAAGGUUUACUCAUAUAGUAAAAUAAUAAAAGUCAUACAAACAAAGUGCAAUGAACAGUACAGGCAUGUAAACAAUUGAUACCAUACCCAUAACCACAUCAGAUAUAAUAGUAAGGAAGGAUUUCCUGAAUAUUAUCAAGGGUAUAUAAAUAGGAACCAAAACCAGUCUGUUAGAGAUCCCCCUGAGGAAGGCUAGACGCUGAAACGUUGGGCUUUAUUAUAUGAUAUGAUGCUCUAAGUCAGUAUGCCUGUGAUCAGGGCCGGUGCAAGGAUUUCUACCGCCCUAGGCAAAGUUAAAUUUUGUCGCCCCUUCAUGUCACUCACUCACUGACAGACACACACUGGCAGACACACACACUCACUGACAGACACACACUCACUGACAGACAUACACUAAAUCACCGACACACACACAGAAACUCACUGACAGACAUACACCCACUCACUGACAGACAUACACUCACUGACAGACAUACAGACAAACACUCAUUGACACAUACACUCACUGACAUACAUACACUCACUCACUGACACACACACACAGACAUUCACAGACAAACACACAGACACACUCACUGACAGACAUACACUCACUGACAGACAUACACUCACUCACUGACACACACACACAGACAUUCACAGACAGACACACUCACUGACAGACAUACACUCACUGACAGACAUACAUGCACUUGGUGACACACACACACAGACACUCACUGACAGACAUACAGACACACACUCAUUGACACAUACACUCACUGACAGAUACACUCACUGACAGACAUACACUCACUGACACACACACAGACAGACACACAGACACACUCACUGACAGACAUACACUCACUGACAGACAUACAUGCACUUACUGACAAACACACACACAGACACUCACUGGCGCCUGGAUCGACCUGGCGCUGCGGCCCAGGACAGGGGGAACCCACUAGGAAAUAUCCUGGUGGGCGCCCCCAGCAAGCUGGCGCCCUAGGCGAAUGCCUAUUUCGCCUAACGGUUACGCCGGCCCUGCCUGUGAUACUAUGGGUUUAUAGGUUUCAAUUUUGAGCACUGACUAUUUUAUCUGAUGGGGUUAUGGGUACGUUAUAAAUUGUUUACAUACCUCUACUAUUCAUUGUUUUGUUGUUUCUUUUAUUAAUUCACUACAGGGAGUGCAGAAUUAUUAGGCAAAUGAGUAUUUUGACCACAUCAUCCUCUUUAUGCAUGUUGUCUUACUCCAAGCUGUAUAGGCUCGAAAGCCUACUACCAAUUAAGCAUAUUAGGUGAUGUGCAUCUCUGUAAUGAGAAGGGGUGUGGUCUAAUGACAUCAACACCCUAUAUCAGGUGUGCAUAAUUAUUAGGCAACUUCCUUUCCUUUGGCAAAAUGGGUCAAAAGAAGGACUUGACAGGCUCAGAAAAGUCAAAAAUAGUGAGAUAUCUUGCAGAGGGAUGCAGCACUCUUAAAAUUGCAAAGCUUCUGAAGCGUGAUCAUCGAACAAUCAAGCGUUUCAUUCAAAAUAGUCAACAGGGUCACAAGAAGCGUGUGGAAAAACCAAGGCGCAAAAUAACUGCCCAUGAACUGAGAAAAGUCAAGCGUGCAGCUGCCACGAUGCCACUUGCCACCAGUUUGGCCAUAUUUCAGAGUUGCAACAUCACUGGAGUACCCAAAAGCACAAGGUGUGCAAUACUCAGAGACAUGGCCAAGGUAAGAAAGGCUGAAAGACGACCACCACUGAACAAGACACACAAGCUGAAACGUCAAGACUGGGCCAAGAAAUAUCUCAAGACUGAUUUUUCUAAGGUUUUAUGGACUGAUGAAAUGAGAGUGAGUCUUGAUGGGCCAGAUGGAUGGGCCCGUGGCUGGAUUGGUAAAGGGCAGAGAGCUCCAGUCCGACUCAGACGCCAGCAAGGUGGAGGUGGAGUACUGGUUUGGGCUGGUAUCAUCAAAGAUGAGCUUGUGGGGCCUUUUCGGGUUGAGGAUGGAGUCAAGCUCAACUCCCAGUCCUACUGCCAGUUCCUGGAAGACACCUUCUUCAAGCAGUGGUACAGGAAGAAGUCUGCAUCCUUCAAGAAAAACAUGAUUUUCAUGCAGGACAAUGCUCCAUCACACGCGUCCAAGUACUCCACAGCGUGGCUGGCAAGAAAGGGUAUAAAAGAAGAAAAUCUAAUGACAUGGCCUCCUUGUUCACCUGAUCUGAACCCCAUUGAGAACCUGUGGUCCAUCAUCAAAUGUGAGAUUUACAAGGAGGGAAAACAGUACACCUCUCUGAACAGUGUCUGGGAGGCUGUGGUUGCUGCUGCACGCAAUGUUGAUGGUGAACAGAUCAAAACACUGACAGAAUCCAUGGAUGGCAGGCUUUUGAGUGUCCUUGCAAAGAAAGGUGGCUAUAUUGGUCACUGAUUUGUUUUUGUUUUGUUUUUGAAUGUCAGAAAUGUAUAUUUGUGAAUGUUGAGAUGUUAUAUUGGUUUCACUGGUAAUAAUAAAUAAUUGAAAUGGGUAUAUAUUUGUUUUUUGUUAAGUUGCCUAAUAAUUAUGCACAGUAAUAGUCACCUGCACACACAGAUAUCCCCCUAACAUAGCUAAAACUAAAAACAAACUAAAAACUACUUCCAAAAAUAUUCAGCUUUGAUAUUAAUGAGUUUUUUGGGUUCAUUGAGAACAUGGUUGUUGUUCAAUAAUAAAAUUAAUCCUCAAAAAUACAACUUGCCUAAUAAUUCUGCACUCCCUGUAUAUGAAUAAAAAUCUUUUUAUGUGCAAUUUAUACAGGUGUGCUCUGGAUUUAUUUUCUACUAUGUCUAUGGAUCUGGCGAGGGAACAGGUUUUCCCACAAAACAUCAAGAACCUUUCAACCGCACUAUUUUGACUUGGGGUGCCUUGGAAAAAUAUUUAAAUAUUAAGGGCGCCUUGAACCUAAAAAGUUUGGGAACCACUGGUCUAUAAAUUAAAACGUCACCUUUCUAAUUUAAUUAAAAAUUCAAAAGAUAUGAAAUAACCUAAUACCAAUAAGAAAAAACACUCACUAACACAUGUCUAAGUAUUCUAUUAAAGGGACACUAUAGACACCUGAACCACUUUAGCUUAAUGAAGCAGUUUUGGUGUAUAGAACAUGCCCCUGCAGCCUCACUGCUCAAUCCUCUGCCAUUUAGGAGUUAAAUCCCUUUGUUUAUGAACCCUAGUCACACCUCCCUGCAUGUGACUUGCACAGCCUUCCAUAAACACUUCCUGUAAAAAGAGCCCUAUUUAGGCUUUCUUUAUUGCAAGUUCUGUUUCAUUAAGAUUUUCUUAUACCCUGCUAUGUGAAUAGCUUGCUAGACCCUGCAAGAGCCUCCUGUAUGUGAUUAAAGUUCAAUUUAGAGAUUGAGAUACAAUUAUUUAAGGUAAAUUAAAUCUGUUUCAAAGUGAAACCAGUUUUGUUUUUUUCAUGCAGGCUCUGUCAAUCAUAGCCAGGGGAGGUGUGGCUAGGGCUGCAUAAACAGAACAAAGUGAUUUAACUCCUACAUGACAGUGAAUUGAGCAGUGAAAUUGCAGGGGAAUGAUCUAUACACUAAAACUGCUUUAUUUAGCUAAAGUAAUUUAGGUGACUAUAGUGUUCCUUUAAUGUUUUUUCUUAUUGGUAUUAGGUUACUUCAUAUCUAUUGAAUUUUUAAGGUGAAGUUUUAACGUAUUAACAUUUCCAUAGCCUCUACAUUACACUCCUACACUUUCUGUGCUUUGCUUAGUUAAAAUGAGGGUUAACCCCUUGUGGAGUGUUUACAAAUCAAGCUAUUUUCUAUUUAUCUUAUGUAAAGAUUUGUACUGUGCAAUUUACUCCCUAAAAUAAGUGAGAAGUGAAAAAUGGAAAUCUAGAUUUUAGGCGAUAACGAACAGAAAUGGAACAAUUAUCCAUCGAAGAGCUGGACCGAGUGCCUCUAUUUGGGUUUUAAAAAAGAAAUGUAUCUAUGGGGAUAUCUGACAAUGGGAGACCGUUUUCAAUAAAUUCCUAAACUAAAUGACAUAUCUCCAUUUUCAGUUUAUCUAUUUAUUUUCAUUUAUAACACAGUACUACAGUGUCUGAUGGCUGGCAAAGGGAAAUCCUAUAUUUCCUAAUAUAUGCAAAUCUAACCUUAUUUACUGUAUAAUUAGAUCGCCACCCAAUGUUAUGGUAAAUGUCUAAUUUCCGAAAAUCACUUUCUUAAGGGAAUAUCUACUUCGGAAAUCAGGCAGGUCAACACCUACAGACAGGUAGAAGCAGUUCUCAGAAAACUUUUAUUGUUUUUUUUUAAAGGGUGUUACUUCCUCCACCCCACACACCGUCAGGCGGUUCCCAAAGAGGAAGCAUACCUCCACACGCACUGUGUAUAAAAAUCCAAAUCUCUAAAUAGGGAGCACAAGACUGGAACAAGACACAGAUCUCUUAAUGCAGACAAAGGUGAGUCCGAAUCGCAUCCAUUAUUUAUUCCAUUAUUCUACCAUUACACUAAUCUGUUACUGAUAGUCGUCAGUGGAAAACUGGAUUGAAGAUGGAGCAAAGUACGAAAUUAGGAGAAAUGAGCUGACACGUUCAAUUGGCUGCCAUGGUCAUUUCUACAGCUGAGAAUUGCACAAGGUUUGACAUUAUAAAUAUAUGAUAAAAAUAUAAACAAACAUGUCUUCUAGUGGGUCAAAGAAUCAGCAUGUUUCAAAGAACAUAUUAAUCAAUUUAAAAUGGAAAUCAUUGCUUUGUAAAUCUGCAAAAAUGAAAGCAAAUCGAAGGCAAAUAUACUGAACAUGGAGCGAUCCAACGUUUGUGGGGUCUCUAUGGUGUCAGCUGAUUGCAUACACUUUGCACUUUACUCUGUCAUUGCUCCGUUUAUUACUGCUAAGUAUGUUCCUAUAUGGGGGAUGUAGCACACUAACAAAAAUGUUCAUUCACAAAAAUUGUGGAACGAAAAAAUGACUGGCUGAAAAAAUGCCUAUUCUGACAUUUGGCAUACAAUUUGUAAUCCCUUGUCAGUACUCCACAAUUUCCUACAGAGAGAUGGAAAAAGGAAAAGAAAUGAACUGGAUGCAUUUAAAUAGCAACUUUCCGUUUCAUCCAAAAUGUUUCUCACUUUUACCUCUAUCUAUUCAAACCCUUACAAUUCUGCAGAAAGAAAAAAACUUUUGGCGUAGUUGGGACCUCAGCAAGUCAUUGUACAUCUUUUCUACAUGUCAGUGUUUUUUAUAUUAGAGCCUGGCGUUACACUAUACAGAGUCUGUUAUUUAAUAUUAGAGCCUGGCGUUACACUAUACAGAGUCUGUUAUUUUAUAUUAGAGCCUGGCGUUACACUAUACAGAGUCUGUUUUUUAAUAUUAGAGCCUGGCGUUACACUAUACAGAGUCUGUUUUUUAAUAUUAGAGCCUGGCGUUACACUAUACAGAGUCUGUUAUUUUAUAUUAGAGCCUGGCGUUACACUAUACAGAGUCUGUUAUUUAAUAUUAGAGCCUGGCGUUACACUAUACAGAGUCUGUUAUUUAAUAUUAGAGCCUGGCGUUACACUAUACAGAGUCUGUUAUUUUAUAUUAGAGCCUGGCGUUACACUAUACAGAGUCUGUUAUUUUAUAUUAGAGCCUGGCGUUACACUAUACAUAGUCUGUUAUUUUAUAUUAGAGCCUGGCGUUACACUAUACAGAGUCUGUUUUUUAAUAUUAGAGCCUGGCGUUACACUAUACAGAGUCUGUUAUUUAAUAUUAGAGCCUGGCGUUACACUAUACAGAGUCUGUUAUUUAAUAUUAGAGCCUGGCGUUACACUAUACAGAGUCUGUUAUUUUAAUAUUAGAGCCUGGCGUUACACUAUACAGAGUCUGUUAUUUUAUAUUAGAGCCUGGUGUUACACUAUACAGAGUCUGUUAUUUAAUAUUACAGCCUGGCGUUACACUACACAGAGUCUGUUAUUUAAUAUUAGAGCCUGGCGUUACACUAUACAGAGUCUGUUAUUUUAUAUUAGAGCCUGGCGUUACACUAUACAGAGUCUGUUAUUUUAUAUUAGAGCCUGGCGUUACACUAUACAGAGUCUGUUUUUUAAUAUUAGAGCCUGGCGUUACACUAUACAGAGUCUGUUAUUUAAUAUUAGAGCCUGGCGUUACACUAUACAGAGUCUGUUAUUUAAUAUUAGAGCCUGGCGUUACACUAUACAGAGUCUGUUUUUUAAUAUUAGAGCCUGGCGUUACACUAUACAGAGUCUGUUAUUUUAUAUUAGAGCCUGGCAUUACACUAUACAGAGUCUGUUAUUUUAUAUUAGAGCCUGGCGUUACACUAUACAGAGUCUGUUUUUUAAUAUUAGAGCCUGGCGUUACACUAUACAGAGUCUGUUAUUUAAUAUUAGAGCCUGGUGUUACACUAUACAGAGUCUGUUAUUUUAUAUUAGAGCCUGGCGUUACACUAUACAGAGUCUGUUAUUUUAUAUUAGAGCCUGGCGUUACACUAUACAGAGUCUGUUAUUUAAUAUUAGAGCCUGGCGUUAUACUAUACAGAGUCUGUUAUUUAAUAUUAGAGCCUGGUGUUACACUAUACAGAGAUUGAUCGCCAGGGUCAUUCUAUUGAUUUCCAAUAAUCAAUCACAUUUCGAUAUUUCUCCCACACAGCCUGAGCACAGCAGCUUACAGGAUAAAGACGUUUAUUUCCAGUAAAAAUCAGAUGAGAUUGGCGUGUGUUAAAUACAUCCCAUAAAUCGCAGCUCAGGGGAUCAUCAGAGAAAUUAAAUCCUGCAAAAGCAGUUAAUUACUCUGACAUACAUUUAACACACGGUAUUAUCUGUGACUUAGAAGGUUAUUUACUAAAAGCAGAAUUGUUGGAAAUUCUAAGUAAAUUUUAAAUUUAAGUCUAAAAUAGCACAACUAGAGCUGAGGAUUUUCUUUCAGUUUGGGUAUUUUGGCCUCAAAUUUGAAAUUUUCUUUGUAUUCCUAAGAAUUCUCCUAUUAGUAAAUAACCCAGUUAGUGUCAGAGGCAUCACAUUUCAAAAUAAAUAACAACAUUUCAGUAGAAGUGACAAUAUAAAAUAAUGAAUCUUUAACAUAGUAAUCGUAUGAAAUAAUUAUCCGUUAACGUAAUGAUAAUGGCUUAAAACAGGUAACCACAUGCUGCUAGCCAGGCCGUAAACAUUACUUAUCACUGCAAGCCGCCGUGUACAAAAAUCAGGGGUGAAUUUCUACUGGCCGCGGCUGUAUUUUCACUUGCCAAUGGCUAGUGCUGAGACUGAGUACAUUCUAAAUUGUAAAUCACAACUGUUUCUUGUCCCCCCAUGCUUGCCACUCCUAGCAGUAAAUACCUUGAUAUAAUUGUUUAUCUCUACUCCCUCCCUAUGCCCAUUUCCCAUACCAUCCCUACUGCAAGCCUCUACAAUUCUACUCGGCUCAACCCGCCCUCCCAGGUUCCCCCUAAAUUUAUAGCAUGCUCCUCUAGCUGUUUAAAAUUAUCACUCACUUACCUCUUCAUUCCCUUUAUAUUCUACCAAUAUCUGCAACUCUCUGUUUCCUUAUUUAGCCACCACUUCCAAAUUUUCCCUGCUACCUCUUGUCUCAAAUCCCCACGGUAUCCCAGUAUCCUUUAGAUUGUAAGCUCACGGGCUAUCUACCUAUGCACUUUGUAUAAAAGAGCUUAAAUGGCUAGAUCUCAUUUUACGGGCAGGGCCCUCUCUACCUUUUGUAUUUGUGUGUGUAUAUUGUAUGUUCUCCACUUAUUGUACAGCGCUGCGGAAUCUGUUGGCACUUUAUAAAUACCAGUAAUAAAUAAAAUAAAUAAAGCUCCUUUAAUAAGGGCUCUGAUUCCAUUGGAAUUGCAGGUGACUAUUGGGCUAGAAAAGCCUGCGCUGCCAGUAUUGGGCUGAGAUGCCUGGGUAUGCCUGAGUGUGCCAGGGUGUGCCAGUACCAUCCUCUGAGAGAGAAAGAGAGAGAGAGAUGGAUGUAUGUAUGGAUGGAUGGAUAGAUAGAUAAUGUAGCGAUAGAUAGAUAUAUAGAGAGAGAUAGAUAGAGAUAGAUAACGUAUCGAUAGAUAGAUACUGUAUACAUAUAGAGAGACAGAUAGAUAGCGAGAAAGACAGAUAGAGAGAAAGAGAGAGAAAGAUAGAGAGAGAUGGAUGGAUGGAUGGAUAGAUAGAUAGAUAUAGAGAGAGAUAUAGAUGGAUGGAUGGAUAGAUAGAGAUAGAUAGAUAACGUAUCGAUAGAUAGAUACUGCAUAUAUAGAGAGAGAUAGAUAGAUAGCGAGAAAGACAGAUAGAGAGAAAGAGAGAGAAAGAUAGAGAGAGAAAGAUGGAUGGAUGGAUAGAUAGAUAGAUAUAGAGAGAGAUAUAGAUGGAUGGAUGGAUAGAUAGAGAUAGAUAGAUACUGUAUAUAUAGAGAGAGACAGAUAGAUAGAUAGCGAGAAAGACAGAUGGAGAGAAAGAAAGAGAAAGAUAGAGAGAUAUGGAUGGAUGGAUAGAUAGAUAUAUAUAGAGAUAUAGAUGGAUGGAUGGAUAGAUAGAGAUAGAUAGAUAACGUAUCGAUAGAUAGAUAGAUACUGCAUAUAUAUAUAGAGAGAGAGAUAGAUAGAUAGCGAGAAAGGUAGAUAGAGAGAAAGAGAGAGAUAGAUAGAUAGAUAGAGAGAGAGAGAGAUAUGGAUGGAUAGAUAGAGAUAGACAGAUAUAGAGAAAGAUAUAGAUGGAUGGAUGGAUAGAUAGAUAGAUAGAAAACGUAUCGAUAGAUAGAUAGAUACUUUAUAUAUAGAGAGAGACAGACAGACAAAUACUGUAUAGCAAUAGACUGACAGAUUUUUAAGGUACUUUAUUUGGAUAAUGUUUAGUCCUUCUUUGGCCUUUGUUUUACCUCCAGGUCGCUGACAUCGUCCCCAAAAUGAAUGACAAACGGAAAACAUGUAUAUGGUCUCUGGUCGUCCUUACACUCUUGGCGAUUAUUGUAGUUGGCGCAACUUUAGUUGGUGUUUACAUGACUCAGAAACACACAGAAGCCGUGAGUUUUCCGAAUUAAUAACUGUAUCUUUAAUAUGCUUUUCUAGAAAGGAAUAAAUAAAUACUAGCAGCGAGGGACUCUUUAACAAAGAGAGAUGUUACGAUAUAGGCCUCCAUUUAAUAUUUUUGGAUAAACGUGUAAAAUUAUAAAAAAUACAUCAAUAUUGUAAAAAAAUAUAAUAAAUAUUAGACAGUGGCCAUGAUUGGAUAUGAUUUUAGGUGAAAUGAAAGGAAAACAAGAUUUUGCUGGUAUUGUUUCAUAGCUCGUUAACGUGAUGAAUAAAUUAGUGUAAUUUACAAGGUGUGAUUUAUAGUAUGUAGUAAGAGAGGAUUCAAUGCACGCAAUGAAUAGAGUUAGAACUAAAUGUCUGUUAAUAACAUUUCCUGGGAGCUUUCUAUAUAAUGAGAUACCGGAGCGGAAACUCACCGGUUACUGAGCGGAGACUCAUUGGUUACUGAACGCAAAUCACCACUAACAGAGACUCACCGGUUACUGAGCGGAGACUCAUUGGUUACUGAACGCAAAUCACCACUAACAGAGACUCACCGGUUACUGAGCGGAGACUCACCGGUUACUAAGCGCAACUCAUCGUUUACUCAGCGGGAUUUUAAAGGAGGUUAUUACCCAGACAUCAAUAAACUCACACUGUGCACAGUACUAAACUUGUGCAGCCACUUACUUGUACAGGUCCCAAUGCGAAGACCAGACUUGUAACACUAACUGGUCACUGCACUAAAAUACUGAAAUUCCACCCCAAAAAAGCUUAUUCACUAAACUGAGAAUUUUAGAGAAAUGCAAAUAGAAUUGGAAUUUUAACACCAAAUUCUUCUAGCUGGAUUUAAUGAAUGACUUCUCUUCUCUGGAAAGUUUGGUCUGGGGGAGUUUGUCCGGUGCAGCCAGUAUGGCCAGCACAUUGUUCUUGCCAGUCUUGUUAUUGGCCUUCACUGUAAUAUCAGAGUUUGUCCAGUGACUGCCUAUUGACGAUGCUAAGGCCCACUCGCUCUGUGCUCCGCAGGUGGUAGAGAUGGCUUUUAACGCCAAGAGUGGAGAAAGAGUGCAUCAGAGAGUGAUGGUCAACGAUCUGGAGAAGAUUGCAGCCUUUUACGUGACGUCCAACAACAUUUCAUCAACUAUUCUAUAUGACUAUAACCAUGUAAGUACCGGGUAUGUUGCUGUGGGGCCCUGUGUCAGUCUGUCUAGUGAGGACCCGUGCCAGUCUGUCUAAUGAGGUCCCCAUGUUAGUCUGUCCAGUGAGGGCCCUUAUGUCAGCCAGUCUAGUGAGGGCCCCAUGUCAGUCAGUCUAGUGAGGGCCCCGUGUCAGUCUGUCUAGUGAGGUCCCCGUGCCAGUCUGUCUAGUGAGGCCCCAGUGUCAGCCAUACUAGUGAGGGCCUUGUGUCAGUCUGUCUAGUGAGGGCCCUGUGUCAGUCUGUCUAGUGAGGGUCCAGAACCAGUGUCAGUCUGUCUAAUGAGGGCCUAGUGUCAGUAUGUCUAGUGAGGACCCUGUGUCAGUCUGUCUAGUGAGGGUCCCGUGACAGUCUGUCUAAUGAGGGCCCGUGCCAGUCUGUCUAAUAAGGGCCCUGUGAGGGUCCCGUGUCAGUCUGUCUAGUGAGGGCCCAUGUCAGUCUGUCUAGUGAGGGCCCGUGCCAGUCUGUCUAGUGAGGACCCGUGCCAGUCUGUCUAAUGAGGGCCUUGUGUCAGUCUGUCUAAUGAGGGCCCUGUAUCAGUCUGUCUAGUGAGGGCCCUGUGCCAGUCUGUCUAGUGAGGACCCAUGCCAGUCUGUCUAAUGAGGGCCACGUGUCAGCCAGUCUAGUAAGGACCCAUGCCAGUCUGUCUAAGGAGGCCCCCGUGUCAGUCUGUCUAAUGAGGGCCCUGUGUCAGUCUGUCUAAUGAGGGCCCCGUGUCAGUCUGUCCAGUGAGGUCCUGUGUCAAUCUGUCUAGUGAGGGCCCUGUGUCAGCCAGUCUAGUGAGGACCCCUGCCAGUCUGUCUAAUGAGGGCCCUGUUUCAGUCUGUCUAGUGAGGACCCGUGUCAUUCUGUCUAGUGAGGGCCCUGACAGUUUGACCUAUUUAUUUAGGAGAUAAAUUCUAGAUAAACCCUUUACCUUGGGUUACCAGAUCCACCAUGUUUUCAGGGACAAAUAUAAUUUUGCCAAAUUUAUGAAAAUGCGUGAAAAGGGUUGCACUGACUGCACCAUGUAAACGCAUAUUCUAGAUGAUUCCUAAUUGCCUAAUAGCCUAAUCUUAUACACCUUCUUCUGAAAUCUACAUACUACAGGGCAAACCUUUUCAUGUGCUGCACAUCAAUCUAUGUGCAAAGACAUGGCAGAUCUGUUAACCCUACCUUAACCCAAUGUUGCAGCUCCUCACUUUGGGGCGCAGUCAGUUAUACUCACAGUCUCAGCUUACUGUCCCCAGGGGUCCAGUUAUACCCACAGUCUCAACAUAGUGUCCCCCAGUGCUCCAUAGUGUUGUGGUCCCUGAUUCCUGAAGUGCUCCCUAGUGUUAAGGCCCCUGAUUCCUGGGGUGCUCUCUAGCGUUGUGGUCCCUGAUUCCUGGGGUGCUCCCUGGUGUUGUGGUCCCUGAUUCCUGGGGUGCUGCCUAGUGUUGUGGUCCCUGCUUCCUGGGGUGCCCCCUAGUGUUAAGGCCCCUGAUUCCUGGGGUGUUCCCUAGUGUUGUGGUCCCUGAUUCCUGGAGUGCUCCCUAGUGUUGUGGUCCCUCAUUCCUGGGGUGCUCCCUAGUGUUAAGGCCCCUGAUUCUUGGGGUGCCCCCUGGUGUUGUGGCCCCUGAUUCCCGGGGGCUCCCUAGUCUUGUGGCCCCUGCUUCCUGGGGUGUUCCCUAGUGUUAAGGCCCCUGAUUCACAGGAUGCUCCCUAGUCUUGUGGCCAUUGAUUCCUGGGGUGCUCCCUAGUGUUAAGGCCCCUGAUUCCUGGGGUGUUCCCUAGGGAUCAAGUAUGGACACUCAGGGGAUAUUAAUUUGGGAUGUUAUCUGUAUCUUUCCAUUCCAGGAAAUUAUCGGCUUACGGCGCAUUAAAGGGGCAAAAUGUUUUAUUAUAAACAUGGAUCGUGUUAACGUACCAACAAUGGAGGACAUUCUGCGGGGAAUUAAACGAUUCCAGCGGCAGGUAAGAUUCUGUGUGAAAUAGUCACAGUUUAACGAAUACCUCAUUCCAGGUGACCUAUGGCGCUUCUUCCAAAACAUGCAACAAGUGGAGAGGGGACCACAGUCACUGAAUGGGCCGAGUGUCUCUUUAAUGGAUGUAAAUUAAUACAUUGGGAAUAUUAAGAUAUAUAUCAACUAAGAUAAUUAAUGAUAAUGAGUUGUUUUCCUGAUAAUGAUCUUCAGGUAAUAACUAGCGAAAAAUAUCCGGUUAUGACGUUACCCAAUAAAUCAGGAAUAAUUGUCUUGAUUGUGUAAAUAAAAAAAUAAGACAAAGCAUUAAAUCAUAAUCUGCAAAAUAUGUUGAUACCUUUAUAAAUAAAUAUUAAAUAGACUAUGGAUAGUUCAUAUUUAUAAUGUUUUCAUAUUUAUCAGUAACACUGUCCUGGAAUAUGUGAAAGACCUGUUGUAAGAUUGCUACCGUGCAGAUAUUUAAAGAAGGUAUCUGGUGGCUAGUGUUUGGCCCUAAAGGAUUACUGGUUACUGACAUGUUAAGGUUACAAUAUGACAUCACACCUUAACCCAUGAUGUCUUUCUUCUGAGGAUUACCUGUCCCACUUGGGAAGGGCUGUGACAGAGCUCCCUGUACCCCGGCCGGGUACCUCCGCCAAGGGUCCCCUUCCUAGCUGCGGCUGGAUACGGGAACUAGCUCUGCCCACUCCCAGGUACUGGACGGCACACAGUCCUGGGAAGUCCAGAAGUCCUUACAAGGACUUUCCCCGCUGCAUCUUCCACCAGCUGCAACAAGCUGGCACAGGGAUUAACCCUUUUCUUUCCCUCCCCCCCCCAGUAACUGGAUAAGACCGAGUUCUGGAGGUACAACACUGACAAUGCUUUAUUAAUACACACAGCUUUUAUGCACAGACCUCGGCAGGGGGUCUCCAUCCUGUUCCAUACAAUCCCAGGCUGGAGGCUGAUGGUUUACAGAUAACCAUCUUCCACUCUGGGAGAUACCAGCUGCACAACAAUUACAAACAGUAAAACACAUUACAUACACUUAGAGGCUCCGCGCCCCAGAAAGGGAAUAGGGUACACACAUGAAACAUAUAUCCAUGGAUAGCCCCGGGUCCCAGCUAGGACCCCUGCAAAUAGCGGGGUUAUCGGAUGUACAGAGCCCGAGAAACCAUCAUACGAAGUCUGGGCUCUGUACAUCCCCGAAAAUAGAUCCAAAGUGUUGCUUGGUUUAGUUUAAUUCAAACUUCGCGUCUAAACCAAUCAGCUGAAAGGUGCGAAACCAAUUCGCCACCCUAUCAGGAGAAAGGCCGCGAAACCCAUGUGCACCAAUCGGCGCUCGGGGAGGAGAGGGGUCUUGCUGCCUAAUCGGGAAAAAGGGCGCAAAACCCUGUUUAAAUGGGCGCUCCUUAUCUGAUUGGUCGCCUGCUCCCUGCAGCGACCAAUCAGCGCUCACUCGUGCCAGCGCAUCAGAAGAAUGGCGUACACCCAGUUUGAAUGGGAGCUCCCUCUCCUGAUUGGUCUGCACAGACAUCCAUGAGGCCAGCGGGACUCUGCGGCUGUGAUGAUGACUCACAGCUCCAGGGUCUCCACUGGGGAUCGCACAUCUCUCCUGUGGCUGCCUCAACUUAGGCAGCACUGGGGAGAGCGCUCCUUGGGCAGCUACGAGCCUGGCCUCGUAGCUUUCGGGAGUGUAAGGCAGUGGAUAUAGCUCCAUUGGGAGCAGGUAGGGCAAUCCCCGACACGGACCUGAAACAGUGUGAGCAGGCCAGUUCGGGAUACGAAUGCUUCCCCUAGUUGGUGUUCGGCUAUGUGAACCGGCGGCCACCCAGGGGAGCAUUCGUUAAUGAUUUCCCUUGUAUUUUCAGAAUGUUCUAAUGAGCGUUUUAAAUGGGAAAUCAUGGUGGUCCCCGUUCGGGAGACGAACAGGUUCUGUUCGUAUGAGCUCUCCCGAACGGGGAACAGGCAAGAUACAUGGGGAAACACAGAAUACAAGGGGAAAAACACGAAUAAGCAGUAGGCAUGGUACUUAGUGAUGGUGGUCCAUCACAAGGGCACUUACUAAACUGUCCGUUGUGAUGAAUUGGCAGCUGAACUGCUUAAUUAAGGAUAAAAUGGGAGACGCCUGAGCUAUGAUUGCUAUUGUUAUUGUCAGCUAUUUUCCCUGUAUUUUGCAUUUCUCUGCAAUUCGCUAUUUAGUGAUUAAACCUUUAUUACUCAUGGUGACUGAUUAUCGGGAAUGUUUUUAUAUCACAUUGACAGUAAAACGCUCAGCAUAAGGGCAGGUUAUAACCCCCCUCCCUCCAUUUUGUGAUAUUCUGCAUUCAUUCAUUAUUAUUAUCAUUAUCAUCAUUAUUUUUAUAUACAUUUGUUGCCACAGAACAGCACAGCGGACACCGAUCUGACCUAUAGCAUCACAGAGGGCGAGGAGGCCCAGCGCACUGAGCUUGGGACGGCCAUAAACCUCCUCUGUAGUGACGUCCCAAUUUACUGGGCCACCCCGGUAAGUGGAUCAUAUUUUUAUUUUUUUAUUUGCAUGGUAACAAUAAAUAUGUGACAUCCAACAAUAUUUCUCCUGCGUGGCUGAGACACAAGGAAACAGGCCAAACGUGGGGAUUUAUUUCAGUGAGCAUUAACUGCAUCGACUUCAACUAAGAUUAUUUAUCAACUUACCUAUGAAGUACUGGUACAGUGUUAGGUAGGUGCUCUUUGCCCAUGAAGUACCAUACAGUGUUAGGUAGGGGCCAUUUGCCUAUGAAAUACUGGUACAGUGUAAGGUAGGUGCCUUUUGACCAUGAAGUGCCAGUACAGUGUUAGGUAGGUACCCUUUGUCCAUGAAGUACCGGUACAGUGUUAGGUAGGUGCUCUUUGCCCAUGAAGUACCAUACAGUGUUAGGUAGGUACCCUUUGCCGAUGAAAUACCAUACAGUGUUAGGUAUGUGUCCUUACAGAUUGUAUUCCCAACGAGACCCAGCUUGUAGAGUGAUGGUUAUGCUUUCACAUGUUCUGCACUGUGUACACUAAUUACAAGGUGUGGUACGUGACACCCUUGGAGACGAUAAUAAUUAAUUUCUUGUAUUCUUCCUUUUACAGAGCCAGUCGAGCCAUCUUCGCUGGAUACUAACAAUUAAUUUCAAUAUCUUUGGCUUUGAAGUGUCUGUGAAAUUUGAAUCUUGAAGCAAUCACCGUCUAAUCAAACUCCGAAAGAGUCAGCCUUACCCAUGGGGACGGGCGUGUGAGGACAGUGCCUUUAAAAUGACUAAAUCCAUGUGUCACCUCCAAGAUGUUGCUAUAAUUUGUCUUCUUCAGAGAGACCUGUCACCUGGGUGAUCUGUGACGUCUCCAACCUGCUCUCGUACAUGGUGUGACCUUUGUUUAGCCUUACACAAUAGGCAGCUGCCUAUAGACCACCGACGCGUCAAGUAAACAGUAAUGAUCUUCCAUCACACGUGGAUUCACACCAGUGAAAUUUAUUUUAUCUAGGGAUCUUUGCGGCCAUGAAACUGUGUAUUAAACAAGGACAAUCUUCGUGUCUUUCUCUUAUAAGCUGUUUCUGUUGUUUGUCUUCUGUGCAAUGAGUCAGUGUGGAUUAAAGAUGGAUUUUUCCUCCAUGAAACCAGAAAGGGGACUGCGAGGGAGAUGAGAGCUGGGCGUAGUUUUGCUGAAUAAUUACAGACGUACUUUAAACCCAAAUAUCCCGUAAUCAGUGUGCGAUUUCCUGAAUAAUAAUCCAAAACAUAAAAGAAAAUGAAUUUACACGUGAGGAUUCACAGUUAUAAAAUAUCAGUAAUUUGCAUCUAAAGCUCUUCACAGUUCCCUGCCGCACGUAGUCCUGUUUUAUAUGUGUUUGUUUUUAAUUACAUUAAUUUAAGUUAGCAUGUUUAAUGAGGCAUUAAAUUAAAACAAAUAAAAAAAUAUUAUAGGAAUAUAGCAUUCAAAAUUGAGAAAAAUAAAAACGGUAAAAAAACCAAAUAUAAAUUGAAUCAAUAA
This is a messenger RNA of Pelobates cultripes (western spadefoot toad), 31953 nucleotides long. The record is from the annotation of a GenBank genome assembly. NCBI's taxonomy places the organism in Eukaryota, Metazoa, Chordata, Amphibia, Anura, Pelobatidae.